AUGGAGCUAAAAGUCUACCUUGAGGAGCUUAAAAAAGGCCCCACUAAUCUUCUAGAGCUGCUGGGCUACCUUGAUGAAUACCAUAAAGACACCGAACGACUUCAAAUAGCAUCAACGCUGAUCAAUCACACUCUCAGCGUGUACAAGCUAUCAGACAAAGAAGUGCGACGGGAGAUCUGCGAUCUCCUGUGUUGCCGAGUAGGCCUGGGCCAAUUAGUGUUGCAGUGCAAACGAAGACUGGAUGAGAAUGUUGCACAGGUGCUGGCGGAUACCGUCAGUGCGCCGAGGUUCAGACAAAUAUUGACAAACGUCCAGCAUACCGAAUUGUCAGAACUGCGGUCUCUGCUGACCGUUCGGGUGUAUGAAGAACUGAACAGGGCGGCCACAGAGCUCCACUAUGAUGACCUGAAGGAAGCCGCAGACAGGUAUCCCAAGAUUCUUCUUGACUUGGCACUUUCCUCAAGCGUUGCUGACUGGAGGUUUGUGAACGGCUGUUUGAGGAUGCACGCAGUGGAUCCUUUUGAAAAGAGCAUGUACACCCGUUUGGUGGCCAAGUUCAACGAGAAGAACGAUAUGUUGUUUUUAAAACAGCUUCUAGGGCUCAUGGAGUCUUCCAUUCAGGAUGUCAACGUGGCUGGCUACAAUAAAGUAUAUGGCGAGCUCGAGAUCCGUGACGGGCACACUGCCGUCUCGUUUGUGGUAAACUCGCCGCUGGAGAUGCAGAAAAUUGUUGUUGGCCAUUUGCAGACCGACGAAGCACUUGCUCAAAGGUACAUUUCGCUGUUCUCAUUGAAGUCGUAUAUUCAACAGACGUCUUUCAGUGAACACGAACGUUUGACGCGGCUUUUACUCUUGAUCCUGCUUAGGCUCGACGACACACAGAUAAGAGAUAUAUCGACGCAAGGCGAGUUUCUGAACGCUAUCAGCAACCAUUUGGAGUCGAACUCGCCAAAAGUAAGGUUUUUCGGCAUGGCCGUCGGCGAUUUAGUAUAUGAGCGACUAAAUAAGAAGCCAAUGUUUGACAUCGAGGAGCACAACAGGGAAAGAGAGCACUUUAUGAACGAGAUCACAAAGCCAAUUCCCGACUGCACCCUUGAGGACGCAUACACCAUCAUCAGAAGGAAAGAACAAACAAUACAGAGACAAUACACAGAGACCAAAAUCAUCAAACCUGCUCCCGUCGUCAUAGACUCUGAUCCAGAGGAUUCCGACGACGAGACAGUUUCGCGCAAACGCACCGUUCCGACGCCUGUUUACCUCAAAGAGGUCAUCUCGUAUUUACAGGCAGACUCCCAGAAAGACCAGCUUGCAUACGAAAAACACGACAUUUUGAACAAAGUGCUCGCUCCGCUGGUUCGUACAAAAGCAAAUAGUCAGGAGCUCCAUUUUUACAGCGAGACACUGCUGGACUUGGUAUUGGGCCUUUCAAAUCCGUAUAAGUUCGCCGACUUCGAGUCGUGGCGACUGUCGUGCUGCAUAGCCAUAUGUGUCGGCGAUUUCGAGCAGGCGGCCGCGUUCCUCAUCAAGACCUUUUUUUCUGGAGACAUUUCGCUCAAUAGACGGAUUUUGAUCUUGAGCUGUUUGAGCCUAAGUGCCAGAGAGAAAUCGGGACUCGACGACGAGUUUGUGGCUGGCAAAGAGAGAGUGCCGGGACUAGGGCCGCAGAGGCUGCCAGAAAAUAUACACAGACAAUUUAUGCAGUACGAAGAGCAACAGAAACCGGAGCUCAAGAGUAUCACCAAGCAGAUGGACAUGCUGGAGCUGACGGGCACGGUGACCCGGAUCUCAUCGCGACUGACAAAGAAAAAGCCAGCCAAAACCAAAGACACACGGUUCAUCAACAACGAGCUGCCCAAAAUGUAUUUCCUGCUGGUCUCGACGUGGCAGUACGUGAACGCAAAGACAGGCACUGGGUUUGUGAUUGGCCACUAUUCGCCGAUUCUCAACUCGCACUUUCUCAGGACGCUGGCGCUGAUACUCGACUGUGCGACUCCGUCCUCGAUCCAGGUGCUGGAUAUGGUGCGGGAGCUGGUCCUGAUUCUAACGGAACACAUGAAACAGCUUGUGGUGCAGUACGAGGAGAUCGUCGUGGAGGCAGUGCUGGCCGGAAUCAGGACCGUCUUGCAAUGCGACGGCAGUCUACUUCGCCAGCUGGUUGGUCCCGAAUUGAUUGCUAUGCGAGAGUACUUGGAGAUAUUACUGGAAAACGGGGUUUUGAACGAAACAACAAUACAAAACAGCGCCCAUAUAGUGUCACAAAUCAACAGAAUAGCAACUCCGUUUGCUUAG
Molecule: messenger RNA, 2289 nt
Organism: Ogataea haglerorum
Lineage: Eukaryota; Fungi; Ascomycota; Pichiomycetes; Pichiales; Pichiaceae
Exons: 1
Coding region: 1-2289 (762 amino acids)
Biological process (GO): telomere maintenance via telomerase; protein stabilization
Cellular component (GO): cytosol
Molecular function (GO): telomeric repeat DNA binding; Hsp90 protein binding
Source: RefSeq, a predicted model, not a curated record